AACCAGAACUAGAACAGAAGUGAAAUAAAACUCUCUCUCUCUCUCUUCCUUCUCAGUCUUCACUCUCUUUUCUGCUUCUCUUCUCUUACCCUACAUCACACCUCAACCUGCUUGAAGGACAACUCCUCAAGAGUUUCAGGAACUGAAGAGAUGAAGCUCAUCUGGUAAUGAUAAUGACUCGUUUACGGCGAAUCCAGGAGAACGACGAAGACCCAAAAAGCCUCAUUAGCGGUGGUGGUGGUGGUGUUGGAGGUGGAGGAACGGCCAUGAGAUUAAUAGUGCCCUUGCAAGGGGUUGUUCAAGGUAGUGGUGGACUUGUUCUUGGGUCAAUUAUCCCUUGUGCGCUCUUCUACUUUUUGCAGAUUUACCUCCGGAGGAAUCGUUCCGCUUCUUCUCCUCCACCUUCGUCGUCUCCGUCUCCGUCGUCGGCACCUCUUUCCCCAUCUCCGUCUUCCGGACAGUUUGUGGAUGCUUCUGGGUUACAUAGGUCUCCAUCUAAUCUCUUUUCGAGGUUGUCGAUUGGCCCGGUUUAUGUAUCUUCUCGAGCUAAUUCGAUUGCUAAAUCUGCUGAUUCUCCCUACUAUGCUGGGCCUAAGAAGCUGGCCGAGGAUCCGUAUGACGCUUUGAAUAAUCCAGAGGGUGUUAUUCAGCUCGGAUUGGCGGAAAAUAGGUUGUCAUUGGAUUUGGUCGAUUGGCUGGCUGAGCAUGUGAAGGAUUCAAUAAUGGGUGCAGAGGGAGGUGUGGAUUUGAGCAUUCACGGGAUUGCCACUUAUCAGCCGUUUGAUGGAUUGAUGGAAUUGAAAGUGGCUGUGGCAGGAUUCAUGUCCCAAGUCAUGGAAGGAUCAGUUUCAUUUAACCCCUCGCAGAUUGUAUUAACAUCUGGUGCAGCUCCUGCACUCGAGAUACUCAGCUUCUGCCUGGCUGAUGCUGGAAAUGCAUUUCUUGUUCCCUCACCAUAUUACCCAGGGUUUGACAGAUAUAUAAAAUCACGAACUGGGGUUGAGCUGAUACCUGUCCCUUGUCGCAGCACUGAUAAUUUUACUUUGAGUAUCACAGCUCUGGACUGUGCAUUCAUCCAGGCAAAGAAAAGGGGAGUAAAAGUACGUGGGGUUCUUAUUUCAAACCCCUCAAAUCCUGUUGGCAAUCUGAUGAGUUUGGAAACCCUGUAUAGCCUUAUGGACUUCGCUAGAGAGAAGAACAUCCACAUCAUCUCUGAUGAAUUAUUUGCAGGUUCCACCCAUGGCGAUCAAGAAUUUGUGAGCAUAGCCAAAGUUCUUGAUUCAGAAGACUUUGAUAGGAGCAGGAUUCAUAUAGUUUAUGGGCUAUCUAAAGAUCUCUCCCUUCCUGGCUUUAGGGUGGGGGUUAUUUAUUCCUUCAAUGGCAGUGUUCUUGCUGCAGCUAAAAAGUUAUCAAGGUUCUCUUCCAUAUCGGCUCCCACUCAAUGUCUGUUGGUCUCAAUGCUUUCAGACACAAGUUUCAUCCAGGAUUAUAUUGAGACCAAUAGGAAGAGGAUUCGGACAAUGUACUUGGCAUUCGUGGAAGGGUUGAAGCAAUUGGGGAUCGAGUGCGUACAGAGCAGUGGGGGCUUCUACUGUUGGGCAAAUAUGAGUGUGUUAUUACGAUCUUACAGUGAGAAAGGGGAGUUCGAGCUAUGGGAUAAGCUUUUGAAUAUAGCUAAGAUCAAUGUAACUCCUGGAUCAACUUGUCAUUGUAUCGAACCUGGAUGGUUCCGAUGUUGUUUUACUACAUUAACUGAAAAGGAUAUUCCUGUAGUUAUGGAACGGAUUCGGAAAGUCUCCGAAACCUCUAAAUCAUAGGUGAAAUGCUUUUGGUCCAAA
Molecule: messenger RNA, 1838 nt
Organism: Macadamia integrifolia
Lineage: Eukaryota; Viridiplantae; Streptophyta; Magnoliopsida; Proteales; Proteaceae
Product: probable aminotransferase ACS12
Biological process (GO): amino acid metabolic process; biosynthetic process
Molecular function (GO): pyridoxal phosphate binding; aromatic-amino-acid:2-oxoglutarate transaminase activity; L-aspartate:2-oxoglutarate transaminase activity
Source: RefSeq, a predicted model, not a curated record